Messenger RNA from Anopheles bellator, 5903 nucleotides. RefSeq names its product modifier of mdg4-like. Gene Ontology annotation, molecular function: protein binding. NCBI's taxonomy places the organism in Eukaryota, Metazoa, Arthropoda, Insecta, Diptera, Culicidae. Gene Ontology annotation, biological process: regulation of transcription by RNA polymerase II. The transcript has 5 exons. Bases 751 to 2376 code for a protein of 541 amino acids. The record is from RefSeq and is a predicted model, not a curated record. Gene Ontology annotation, cellular component: nucleus.
AACGCUUGUGCGGAAUACGCAUUGGAAGCGGAAAAACGAUUAGUUCGGGCGAGUGCCGCAAAAGUAUCUCUCAUAGCUGGGUGAAACAACUAAGUGUGCAUCUCAGCUGUUUAUUUUGAAUGAAAACAUCGUGAAAUAAUCGUGAUAAUCGUUUUUUGUUUUGACCCUAUGGACGAAUCGUGCUACAGUUUUAAGGAAACCAUUUUCCAAGCCAACAUCCGAUUCCAGCUGAAUGCGCUUUACUCACUCUCCCACGGUUUCGGUUAGCUUGUAUUUAUUGAUAAAGCCUUUGGCCCGUUAAGGUUGAUCUCUUAAGUAAUAAGAAGAAUACCAUUCCGUGGAACUACUGGCUUGGUUUGGGUGACGCGGCGACAUUUUUGAAAAGGAAGAAAAAGAAACUCGACGUUUGCUCUCAGUGAAUGCUUCUGUGAAGCACAGUAUUUUACACAUAUACACAUUGUAUAAGUGCGUGCAUAGUGUGUGUGUGUGUAUUCAUUCAUUUUGAUUUGCAAUAGUGUUGAAUUAUAGUAUGCCGAGUUUUGGUGGAGUCGAUAUGUGCUGUGUUUGGAUUUGGAAAGUCGGAACUAAAUAAGUAACCUGUUCGUAGAGCAAUUAAUUACAAAAAUAAAUGUAAUUAGGGAGGAAAUAGUUAACAAAGUUUUAUUGUAUGGCUCGAUGGUCCGUGAUUAUUGUCAUUGAAUCGGAUGCAAUGGAAUAAAUUCGUGGCAAGUUGAAGGGACGAAUAGAAACAUGGCUAAUCUAACAAACAUGUCACCUCAGCAAUUUUCGCUGCGGUGGAAUAAUUACACAAACUACAUAGCCGGAGCUUUUGAUGCUCUCCGUUACGAGGAGGACUUUGUGGACGUUACGCUCUGCUGCGAGGGUCGCAAAAUCCGCGCACACAAGAUUUUACUGUCUGCCUGCAGCCCGUACUUCAAAGAAGUAUUCAAGGAAAAUCCUUGCCAGCAUCCGGUGAUCAUCUUUAAAAAUGUGCGCCACAGCGACCUGAUGUCUAUCGUGGAAUUUAUGUACCAGGGCGAGGUGAGCGUCGCCCAGGAUCAGUUGCCAUCGUUUUUGCACACAGCUGAAUUGUUAUCGAUCCGAGGGUUAACCGAUAGCUCGAACGAACCACGGCAACAACAGCAACAGACGGGUUCGUCUGCCUCCAUCGCGCAACAGCUACUACAAUCGCAAGGUCAGACUGCGCUACUGGAAAAGCCUACCACGAUAACGACCGCGGAUUCCCUGUUCCUCACUCUGCCAUCUAACUCAACUAUCGUCCAUCAACCGAAGUUACUGCAGGCGCAAAUACAAACACCGAUCAUCAGUAAAACAAUAAUCAAAGCCGCAACAACCGAGAUGCCGGCCCUGACGACACCCAGUGGUACUAUUACCGUGCCUAUUGCACAGCCGCCACAACAGCAACAGUCGGCGAUUGCUAAGAUCCAAGUGCAAACGUCGCAACAACAGCAAGCCGCUCAACAGUCCCAACAAGUGCAAGUACAGAUGCAGCAAGUCCCACAAGUAGUCCAACAAGUUCAACAAGUACAGCAAGUGCAGCAUGUUCAGCAAGUACAGCAAGUGCAACAAGUUGCGCAGCAAUCCCAGCAACAGCAAUCGCACCUUCAGCCACAAAUUCAACAACCAGUCCAAACGCAAGCCACAACGUUACAGGAAGUAGUCGACAGUGUAGUCCAACCAAAAAAGAAAAAAAUAAAGAUACAGCAGAUUAUUACUUCACAAUCAGCAGCCAGCACUGUACCAGCAAUGACAGUCGCUGUAACUGCCACAGCUUCUGGGCAGUCGGGUGACAGUGACAUUUUUGAACCGGAAGCCUACACCAUCGCGACUACCAAGGUUGAUGCGUCACGUACACAGCAAGAACAACAGGACCAAACUGUUGAAACUUACACGGAAUCAGCUCAAUCUUCGGCUGCAGCACUUAAAAUCGAGAUGCCAGAAUUUAUCAGCGUUGGUGAGGCAAUGACAACUGGAAGCGCGAACAAUAACUCAUUUAUGCAAGAAAGCUACGAAUUAGUUGGUGAAAAUAUAGAGGAUAAAGAUGUCGAUGACGAUGAAAUGGCACAGGACAACAUAGAAAUCGAAGGUUCAGAUAUAGAUAUGAGUCGUAUCUUCCAGGGGUCAUCAGACGAGCAGAAAUCGAACAUAUUGCAAGAAGUGUAUGAGCACAAAAUGAAACCGAAAAAGUUCAAAUGCAAAGAUUGCGACAAAAGCUUCGUCGCCUGGAAAUCGCUCACGAUGCACCAGCACAUACACAGGGGCCUCACGAAAUGCGCUAUCUGUGGCGCAAUCCUGUCACGCACGGCUAAUCUUAAGCGCCACAUGAAGCUGAAGCAUGAAAAAAUUAUAAUGUAGUUUCCUAGCGGUAGUUCACGACCUAUCGCUACUGGCAUCCUUCUAACCCGACGUCAUCCUAUACAUCGGAGAGGUGGGGGGUACAAAUGGGAAUUCGAGACAUAAUGCGAUGAUAGAUAUACUUUUAAGAUGUGGCUACUUGUCCGCAAAAUUGCACAGCACAACUUGCAUAGUAAAUAAUUUCUGUCCCUCCGACAUAGGAAAUGAAUGAAGGAGUUACUGGGGGGCUACAUGAGGCGUGACGUAAUGUUUUUGACAUUACAGAUUAAUGCCAAACUGCUGCGCCUCUGUCAAAACGUUUACGGGUCGGCCGAGGCGUAAACCCCAGCGUAAAUACUUUUUGCAUACGCUUUGCUUACAAGCAAGAUAAUUUAAGUUCUUAUUUGCUGGUAUAGCAACAAUCGUAAAAACGGAAAAAAAAUAUUCAGAAAUCAAUUUAUUUCUCUUCUGUUUCUAUUUUCUCGUACCAAAAACACGAACGUAAGCACGUUUGACAUUUAGUUUUCAUAUUUUUGCUGCCACACGAAGCGUAAACGAUUUGACAUUACAAAUUAAUGUUACGCUAGUUUUCACGCCUCUUGUAGCCCCCCAGUUAUUCUAAAACAGAAAAGGUUAUUCUUGAGUUGCCCUACAAGUUAUACAAAUUUAGAGUACACGUAUGUACGUCGGUUAAGAUUGAAUAGCUCUGAAUCAUGGGUAUGUACGGUAUGGACACUGCAAAACUUACCAUACAGCUUACCAAACUUAAAUACAGCGUCGAAAUUCAUUUUAAUUUAUCUUCAAAUCAGGGAUAAUCAUAGUAAGGGAUAAGUUGACAUCAUCAUAUUCCCAUCAUAAAAUUAUCACAUCAUGUUUAGUUCGUCUCCUUAUAUACAGAUUUCCAGAGCUUCAACUUCAAUUCAUUGUUUGUGUUAUUGCACAGUAUUACGGGGCCUAUUUCAAAGCCUUAUCCUGCAUUUAGGUGAACUCUAUAUGAUUAAUUGAUUUUAUUUUAUAUUUUUCGAUUCACAUUAUUCUUUUCGCUCACCACUGUAUGCUGUAUCCUGGAUCACCAGUCACCCGUUCUUUAGAGCGCUGUUGAAAGUAAUUUACAGUCAAAUGAAGAAUUCUAUGUUGACGAUGAUUUGACGUAAUUUUACAUCGUUUGUGCUGAGCUUUUUCAUGCACGUGUUGUUGCUUGUCUAUCAUUAAAACAAUGCAUAAUUGCUCACAAAUCAUAUUUUACAGACGUUAUAAACAGCAAAAAAUGAUCGAAACUGAUAUUGUUUAUAACCCGGGGUCCACAGUAUGAUAAACUUGGUAAAAAUGGAUGGCAGGCCAAGAAACUAUUAAUCUUUUGCUAGAGUUCCGUGAGUUACUUUGAGUUGCUUUUGGGCGCCUUAUGUCCAUGACAUAUUUCACGCAUUUUUUCAAUGUGAAAGCCUAAUUUCGGCAUGUUUUUUGCCUUUCAAAAAUAUGGCUAGUUUUUCGACAGCGGAUCAGAUUUUGACAAAGACGGCAAUAGAAGGAGAAGGAAAGGAAACUGAAAAAUCAAAGCAAAAACAAGCGAUCUGUCAUUUCACUGACUGGAGCUCACGGAAUUUUUCGCCCAAAAGCUGAUAGUGUGGACGCUAGCAUAUCAAAAAACCUAUAGAGAAAACUCAUACUGUGGACGAGGCAUAAUAGAGGCGCAAAAUUAUGUGCUUAGUUGCCCGAUGUGACAAUUGCAGUCACAGUCAAUAUGGCCUCGAAAUGUCCCUUCCUGUCUCAAAAAUACUUGAUGCUUGAGCAGCUUAUUUUUAAACCCUACUGAGGAAUAAUAAUGACCACACUGGAUGUGCUUAAACGAUUAAGGUAAACAAUAAACGUCAGUAUGCUGUGCAUGAUCAAUUACGAAGUCGUUAUUAAUAAGAUGAAGUGAUGAGAAAGAGGAGGGCUAUCGGAACUUUAUUUUAUUUCGAACUUUUAUUAUUUUAGUCAAUAGAUGGCUUAAGUAACCUGUAUCGCCCGUUCUGUAUGUGUAUGAUUGUGAUCAAAUCCGAUUAUAUCAUAUUAGAAAGAUCUCAGAUUCAGACACAAAGGGUGACACCUUCUCAGGCAAGUUUUUUUUUGGUGACUUAUGUAUAUGUAUAUUCUAUGUAUUGUACGUUACAGACGAUCGCCUACAAAGAGAAUUUACGCACUAUGUUGCUGUUUGUUUUUAAUUUAUAAAACAUCUAAAGAACGAUUGAAAAUCCCAAUAGUGUUUUUUUAAAUACUCUAAAAAACCGUGCACUUUAGGUUUCCUUGUCCCUGUAAAUUUCGUUUCACAGAUAUUUCGCACUUAGAAGACCAAUUGUCGAAAGUAUCGUUAAAUUAUAUGAUUGUGGGUAAUUGUUUGAAUAGUUCAGAUUCAGUAAAGGGUUGACGGUGAGAUUGCUGUUACCCGGGGUCCACAGUAUGAGAAACUUGGUAAAAAUGUAUGGCAGGCCAAGAAACUAUUAAUCUUUUGCUAGAGUUCCGUGAGUUACUUUGAGUUGCUUUUGAGCGCCUUAUGUCCAUGAAAUAUUUCACGCAUUUUUUCAAUGCGAACGUUGAAGCCUAAUUUCGGCAUGUUUUUUGCCUUCUAAAAAUAUGGCUAGUUUUUCGACAGCGGAUCAGAUUUUGACAAAGAUGGCAAUAGAAGGAGAAGGAAAGGAAACUGAAAAAUCAAAGCAUAAACAAACGAACUGUCAUUUCACUCACUGGAACUCACGGAAUUUUUCGCCCAAAAGCUGAUAGUGUGGACGCUAGUAUAUCAAAAAACCUGUAGAGACAACUCAUACUAUGGACGAGGCGUUACACUGGUACUACGAUAAUACAACGGACGCGCCAUAACAACGCCCUGAUUCAAUCUAUCAGCGAGUAGAAUUUUUAACACAUUUGGUCGGUAACGUCAUCAGAACGCAGCGUUCAAUCUAUCAGAACGUAGAAGCGUUCUGGCGACCGGAUUCUAACAAACAGGACACAUCGACAUGCAUGUACAUAUACAUUCAGCAUCAACCAUAAUACAGUUUAAAAUCAUCUUCAAAAUGCUACCUUCCCAAAAAAAACGAUAAAAAAUGGUUUCAAUAAAAAAAUUACUCUCUUCAAAUGAUUGUGGUGAAACGCAGACACCCCUCCAAAAACGACAUCAUACCUGGAUUGACGGUAGUCUAAUUUUUGUUGUAUGUUUGGUGGGACUGGAAGGAAAUUUUCCAUCAUAAAUUGGGAAAACGUAACGAAACGAUUAAUUCGGCACUCUACUUUGUGCAACUCGACCGUUUGAGCGAAGUAAUCUGGAAGUAACAAUAAAUUUACAAUCAGACCAGACUACAAAUAUCUUUGAUGAUUCGUAACAAAUUGAUUGAAUUUGAUUGAGAAGUUUCAAUGCAUUCACCAUAUAGUCCGGACUUUGCAUUGUCUAAACACGACUCGCUUAGAUUUCUGUAAAACUCUCUUAAUGGUAAAAAAUUGACCGAACGAAAAGCCGCUGAAAAUUACUUUACCAAGUUUUUCGCCGAUGGAUAAAACUCCUAUAAAAUGGCAAA